Molecule: messenger RNA, 1532 nt
Organism: Vigna unguiculata (cowpea)
Lineage: Eukaryota; Viridiplantae; Streptophyta; Magnoliopsida; Fabales; Fabaceae
Product: histone acetyltransferase of the MYST family 1-like
Biological process (GO): regulation of transcription by RNA polymerase II
Cellular component (GO): chromatin; nucleus
Molecular function (GO): transcription coregulator activity; histone acetyltransferase activity; chromatin binding
Source: RefSeq, a predicted model, not a curated record
UGUCCAAAGCCCUUUGGUUAAGUUCAGAUACGCAAUUUGACUCGUCUCUCUCUCUUUCAUGGGUUCGCUUGAAACCCCAACCGGCGGGGAAAACGGUUCCGCUCCUUCCGCCGGCAAAGGCAAAUCCAUGUACGUCGCUGGGGCGGAGGCGGCGCUGGAGCCCGACAUGUCGAAGCGGCGGAGAUCGUCGGUGCUCCCCCUGGAGGUCGGCACGCGUGUCAUGUGCCGGUGGCGGGACAGCAAGUACCAUCCCGUUAAGGUCAUCGAACGCCGGAAGGUUCACCACGCCAUCCCCAGCGAUUACGAGUAUUACGUCCAUUACACCGAGUUCAAUAGAAGGCUUGACGAGUGGGUUAAGCUUGAACAGCUUGAUCUUGAUUCAGUGGAGGCAGUUCUCGAUGAGAAAGUGGAGGAGAAGGGUGCGACUGGUUUGAAGAUGACACGCCACCAAAAGAGGAAGAUUGAUGAGACACAUGUAGAGGGACACGAGGAGCUUGAUGCUGCCAGUUUACGAGAACAUGAGGAAUUUACAAAAGUGAAAAAUAUAGCUACUAUUGAGCUUGGAAGAUAUGAGAUCGAGACAUGGUACUUCUCCCCAUUCCCACCAGAAUACAAUGACUGUUUGCGGCUGUACUUUUGUGAGUUUUGCCUCAAUUUCAUGAAGCGCAAAGAACAGCUUCAGAGGCAUAUGAGGAAGUGCGAUCUGAAGCACCCCCCUGGUGAUGAGAUAUACAGAAGUGGCACACUGUCAAUGUUUGAGGUUGAUGGAAAGAAGAACAAGGUUUAUGGGCAGAAUCUUUGCUAUUUGGCGAAGUUAUUUCUUGAUCACAAGACCCUCUAUUAUGAUGUAGAUCUGUUUCUGUUCUAUGUUUUGUGCGAAUGUGAUGAUCGAGGGUGUCACAUGGUUGGCUAUUUCUCCAAGGAAAAACAUUCGGAGGAAUCUUACAAUUUGGCAUGUAUCCUGACCCUUCCACCUUACCAAAGGAAAGGCUAUGGAAAAUUUCUAAUUGCUUUCUCAUAUGAACUGUCGAAGAAGGAGGGGAAAGUUGGGACACCUGAAAGACCCCUAUCAGACCUUGGACUGCUAAGCUACAGAGGAUAUUGGACGAGAGUUCUGUUGGACAUUCUGAAGAAGCACAAGGGCAACAUUUCUAUCAAGGAACUCAGUGAUAUGACUGCCAUUAAAGCUGAAGAUAUAUUAACCACCCUUCAGAGUCUUGAAUUGAUUCAAUACAGGAAAGGUCAACAUGUUAUCUGUGCUGAUCCCAAAGUCUUGGAUCGCCAUCUUAAAGCUGCUGGCAGGGGUGGCCUCGAUGUUGAUGUUUCCAAAUUGAUCUGGACUCCUUAUAAAGAACAGAGUUAGUUCACUUCAAUUUCAUCCAUCAAUCACAUUCUGUAUAGUCACAAUCAGAAUAGUUGUAACUGUAACUCUAGUGUAGGUACAUGCUUGUAUUAUUGCUCUUUUACUAUCUCUUUCCACCUAUCUUUCUAAUCGUCAAUGCUAGAAGCAAAAUUUUAUUUUAUUAUAAUGA